AUGACAGAUGCGGGCCCCGGCAGCGCGAAGCCGGAGGACAUCGUGAAGGCGACGGCGGACGCCACGUCGCGCCUGCGGGACGCCAUGGCUGAGGCGCGCAGAGACCCGUCCAAGGAGAUCGGCAUCUCCGCGGAGGAGCUGCAGCAACGCCGCAAGCUCGCCUCCACGCCGCGCAAUUUUGUCAGCGAGCAGACGAGUCGCGCGUUCGAGGUGAAGAGCUCCGCACGGGCGCAGCAGAUCAUGAACAAGGGCCUCGCCACACGGCAGCGGGAGAUGCGCAAGAAGGAGAUAGCAGCAAAGAUGACUAUCUUGCGCAGGAUGCAGGUAGGGGUCUUCGUGGCGGGCAUGGGCCUGCUGUGGUGGAUGGGUGCCGAGUACCUGCUGCCGCAGUACGCCGCGGUGCAGCAGCGGAACCGUGUGCUGCAGCUGCGCCAAGAAAUGGCACAGCGCAAGCGGGAGGAGUACGCGAGGCAGCGGAACGAGACGGCGCAGUGA
Molecule: messenger RNA, 495 nt
Organism: Trypanosoma grayi
Lineage: Eukaryota; Euglenozoa; Kinetoplastea; Trypanosomatida; Trypanosomatidae
Exons: 1
Coding region: 1-495 (164 amino acids)
Source: RefSeq, a predicted model, not a curated record